Molecule: messenger RNA, 477 nt
Organism: Octodon degus (degu)
Lineage: Eukaryota; Metazoa; Chordata; Mammalia; Rodentia; Octodontidae
Product: histone H2B type 2-E-like
Exons: 1
Coding region: 1-477 (158 amino acids)
Cellular component (GO): nucleosome
Molecular function (GO): protein heterodimerization activity; DNA binding; structural constituent of chromatin
Source: RefSeq, a predicted model, not a curated record
AUGCCAGAGCCAGCAAAAUCUGCUCAGGCCCCCAAGAAGGGCUCCAAGAAGGCGGUGACCAAGGCGCAGAAGAAAGAUGGCAAGAAGCGCAAGCGCAGUCGCAAGGAGAGCUAUUCCAUUUAUGUGUACAAGGUGCUGAAGCAGGUGCACCCUGACACGGGCAUCUCGUCCAAGGCCAUGGGCAUCAUGAACUCGUUCGUCAAUGACAUCUUCGAGCGCAUCGCGGGCAAGGCGUCGCACCUGGCGCACUACAACAAGCGAUCCACCAUCACCUCUUGGGAGAUCCAGUCGGUUGUGUGGCUGAUGCUGCCCGGGGAGCUGGCCAAGCACGCUGUGUCUGAGGGCACCAAGGCUGUUACCAAGUACACCAGCUCUAAGAGCGCAUCAGGCUGCUGUCUACAAUGCAAAGGCUGUUUUCAGAGUCACCCACAAAUCUCAAGAGCUUUAAUACUAAUUGUUGCUGUGGUUUUUAGUUAA